AUGAGUUGGGAGGGGGCGGCGAAGUGGGUUGUUGGGAUCAACGGUAAAAAGGAUGAUAGUUCUUCUCAUCGGCCGGUAUCGUCGACGUCACGAAAAAUACGACACGAAAAAGAGGUGCAACACGAGGACUUCCCGGAGGUCACCCAUCCUAGUACUACUCUCGCCCAAGCACGCUUAGCUGCGGAGUUCGAUGGGAUCCGGUGCAUUAGUGCUUGGUAUGAUCGCACCUGCCAAGUGUUGCGCGAUCAAUGGUUAUAUGGAUUCGACAGACACACGACUAACUUGUGA
This is a messenger RNA of Sphenostylis stenocarpa, 288 nucleotides long. NCBI's taxonomy places the organism in Eukaryota, Viridiplantae, Streptophyta, Magnoliopsida, Fabales, Fabaceae. The record is from the annotation of a GenBank genome assembly.